Lathyrus sativus (Indian pea) is the source of this 2124-nucleotide messenger RNA. The record is from the annotation of a GenBank genome assembly. Lineage: Eukaryota; Viridiplantae; Streptophyta; Magnoliopsida; Fabales; Fabaceae.
AUGGGUUAUGGUAGUGGGACUUUGCGUUGUUGCAUGGUGCAAGUGAGAUCACUCUGUAGCACCACUUCUGCAAUUUCACGUUACGGUCGCAUAGGUGACAUAGACAAUGCUCGAAAGGUGUUCGACAAUACUCCAUUGCCACACAGAACCAUCACUUCCUGGAACGCCAUGGUCGCUGCGUACUUCGAAUCUCACAAACCUCGCGACGCCGUCCUUCUGUUCGACCAAAUGCCCCAAAGAAACACUGUUUCCUUUAACGGCAUGAUUUCGGGUUAUGUGAAAAACGGAAUGGUCGCUGAAGCGAGGAAGGUGUUCGACGUUAUGCCUGAACGAAAUGUUGUUUCAUGGACUUCCAUGGUUCGUGGUUACCUUCAAGAUGGUAUGGUUGAAGAAGCUGAAAAACUCUUCUGGGAAAUGCCACAGAAGAAUGUGGUGUCGUGGACUGUUAUGAUUGGUGGGUUGUUGAAAGAAUCUCGUUUUCAGGAUGCAAAGAAACUGUUUGAUAUGAUGCCUGUGAAGGAUGUUGUGGCGGUUACUAACAUGAUUAGUGGGUAUUGUCAAGUGGGACGUUUGGAUGAAGCUCGUGAACUGUUUGAUGAAAUGCCGAUGAGAAAUGUGUUUACUUGGACUACUAUGGUUUCUGGGUAUGCAAAGAAUGGGAGGGUUGAUGUUGCAAGAAAGCUUUUUGAAGUGAUGCCUGGGAGAAAUGAGGUGUCUUGGACGGCUAUGCUUAUGGGGUAUACUCAGAGUGGGAGGAUGAAGGAGGCUUUCGAGCUUUUUGAAGCGAUGCCGGUGAAGUGGGUUGUUGCUUGUAAUGAGAUGAUCACACGGUUUGGAGCUUCUGGGGAGGUGAAUAGAGCUAGGAUGGUGUUUGAGGGAAUGAAAGAGAGGGAUGAAGGAACUUGGAAUGCUAUGAUUAAGGUGUGCGAGAGGAAAGGGUUUGAGUUGGAAGCUUUGGGUUUGUUUGUUAGGAUGCAAAGGGAAGGGGUUGAGUUGAAUUUUCCUUCGUUUAUCAGUGUUCUUUCUGUGUGUGCCAGUUUAGCUAGCCUUGAUCACGGCAGGCAGGUUCAUGCUCGGUUAGUUAGAUCUGAAUUUGAUCAAGAUUUAUAUGUUGCCUCGGUUUUGAUUACAAUGUAUGUUAAGUGUGGUGAUCUUGUUAGAGCAAAAAGGAUUUUUAAUAGGUUUCCAUUUAAGGAUGCUGUCAUGUGGAAUUCUAUGAUCACGGGUUAUUCUCAACAUGGGUUGGGAGAGGAUGCUCUGAUUGUUUUCCGUGAUAUGUGCACGUCUGGAAUUCAGCCAGACGAGGUUACCUUCAUUGGAGUUCUUUCAGCUUGUAGCUACGGCGGCAAAGUGAAGGAAGGGUUCAAGUUUUUUGAAGCAAUGAAAUGCACUUAUCAAGUAGAGCCAGGAAUCGAACACUAUGCUUGUAUGGUUGAUUUGCUAGGCCGAGCAGGCCGGGUAGAUGAGGCAAUGGAACUGAUAGAAAAAAUGCCAAUGGAACCGGAUGCUAUUGUUUGGGGUGCAUUAUUAGGUGCUUGUAGAAAUCAUAUGAAGCUCGAUUUGGCUGAAAUUGCAGUAGAGAAACUUGCGAAGCUAGAGCCCAAAAAUGCCGGGCCUUAUGUCUUGCUCUCGCAUAUGUAUGCAUCUAGGGGAAGAUGGAGGGAUGUUGAAGUACUUAGGAAAAAGAUAAAUGCUAGGAGUGUUGUCAAAUUUCCUGGUGUUAGUUGGAUUGAGGUGGAAAAGAAGGUGCACAUGUUCACCGGGGGAGACAGCAAGGGCCACCCUGAACAGCCUAUUAUCACAAAAAUGUUGGAGAAGCUAGGUGGAAUUUUAAGGGAAACUGGAUAUUGUCCCGAUGGCAGCUUUGUGCUUCAUGAUGUGGACGAGGAAGAGAAGACGCAUAGCUUGGGUUAUCAUAGUGAAAAACUAGCUGUAGCAUACGGACUCCUAAAAGUGCCUGAUGGGAUGCCAAUUAGAGUUAUGAAAAAUUUGCGGGUUUGUGGUGAUUGUCAUUCUGCGAUCAAAUUGAUCGCAAAAGUCACCGGAAGGGAGAUCAUCUUAAGAGAUGCCAAUAGAUUUCACCAUUUUAAAGAUGGCCACUGUUCUUGCAAGGACUUUUGGUAG